AUGAAGACCCAGACCCAGAGCCAAAUGUUCAACACCGCUUCGAAGAGGAUGAAGACAAACCCUCAACAGGCUCCCGGUAACCUGAAAAGCGUGGAGGACAUUGUGUUUUUGAAGAUUUUUAUGGGUAAGAACAACUCUCCAGAAAAGGUCAAGCUACGGGGGCUGACCAAGAAUCGCGGCCAGUUUACCAACUAUGAAGAAUUCUACAAGACAAUGGUAGCCAGUGCCUGA
Phytophthora nicotianae INRA-310 is the source of this 231-nucleotide messenger RNA. RefSeq lists its product as hypothetical. The record is from RefSeq and is a predicted model, not a curated record. The transcript has a single exon. The coding region runs from base 1 to 231 and encodes 76 amino acids. Lineage: Eukaryota; Oomycota; Peronosporomycetes; Peronosporales; Peronosporaceae.